GAGUGAGGUACUGAGAAAGCCAGCACUUGAUCAACCUGAAAAAAAGCUCUGAGCUUCUGCAGCAACACUAAGUAAGUUGUGUGAACUGAGACAAAGGAGACAUGUCGCGGCUGGUCUUGCUGCUGGGGCUUCUGGUGUACGUGGGCUCUCAGCUCUCCUCCGCCCAGCACUGGUCCCACGGUUGGUAUCCUGGAGGCAAGAGGGAGUUGGACAAUUUUGGCAACGCAGAGGUUUCAGAGGAGAUUGAGCUGUGUGAGGCAGGCGAAUGCAGCUACCUGAGACCCCAGAGGAGGAAUAUCCUGAGAAACAUUGUUUUGGGUGCUUUGGCCAGAGAGCUCCAGGAGAGGAAAUGACAGAUUUCCACCUUCCACCUCCUUUCUACCUACAAUGACC
Messenger RNA from Cololabis saira (Pacific saury), 393 nucleotides. RefSeq names its product gonadotropin-releasing hormone 2 (gene gnrh2). The coding region runs from base 102 to 353 and encodes 83 amino acids. The record is from RefSeq and is a predicted model, not a curated record. Gene Ontology annotation, molecular function: hormone activity. The transcript has 4 exons. NCBI's taxonomy places the organism in Eukaryota, Metazoa, Chordata, Actinopteri, Beloniformes, Belonidae. Gene Ontology annotation, cellular component: extracellular region. Gene Ontology annotation, biological process: multicellular organism development.